Messenger RNA from Clupea harengus (Atlantic herring), 1475 nucleotides. Its product is annotated as calcium homeostasis modulator protein 6-like. The transcript has a single exon. The record is from RefSeq and is a predicted model, not a curated record. Bases 180 to 728 code for a protein of 182 amino acids. Lineage: Eukaryota; Metazoa; Chordata; Actinopteri; Clupeiformes; Clupeidae.
UGUACUAUGUGCAAUGACAAUAAAGUUGAAUCUAAUCUAAAAAAAAAAAAAAAGAUAAGGGAACUGAAAGUGUUCCAUAAUAGACCUCUUUGCAAGCUGAUGUUCAUGGGUUUUUGGUAAGAGUUCCUUUUUGCGAGAGGUUUGAAUUUUGGUUGAAAGAAGAAAAGGAACGCGUCGCUAUGGAUAAGUUCAGGGCUGUGAUGAAUUUAGUCCAAAAAUGGCAAACGACCCUUGGAUUGGGCUUGAUACCGUUACUAACGGCAGGUGCCGAGCAUGUUUUUUCAACCUUUGCCUUCAAGUGUCCAUGCAGCGAAUGGAGCUUUCUGUAUGGGACGGUGUCUCUUCUUGUGCCGGCCGCGGCUCUGCUUAUACUUGGGUACAUGAUAAGCAAUAAAACGUGGAAAUUGUUCACAGGCUUGUGUCUGAAUAAGUCUAAACGUUUUCGUUUCAAAUCCAUGUGCGGCUGCCUAGGUGUUUUCCUUCAGAUCACAAUGACCGCUAUGGUGGCACCUGUCUCCUGGAUCGCAAUAGCGCUUCUUAACGGCGUUUAUUUUGAAUGUAAUAUUACGGGCUCUAAUGUCACUCAUCUGAAGAGCUACCUGUGUCAUGGGAGAUCGGACUCCUGCCAGACCGAGCUCCACAAGUUACAGUUGCCCUGUGAUAAAACUGCAGCGGACAGAGACGCUAUCCUUACAACCAUACGCGCGCAGUCCCAGGUAAGUGAGUGACCGAGUAGCCUAUUUGAUGGGUAUGAUAAUAUAACAGUUCCGUGAAUUGUAUUUUCUUUGUCAGAAAGUGUGAAAGCUUUAAAUGCUGAGACUGAUAGUGCUAUAGGGUUUCUGGGAAGUACCUAAUAUGGAAGACUAUACUGCCACCACAGUAAGCUGAGUUAUCCUAUGUGCUUCUAUAUUCAGUUCCACAAUACAACCUAUAGUCACACUUUACUUUAUGCUGUUUAUUUCACUAUGAGGACUAAUUCAUUUAUGUUUAAGUUCCUUGAGGAAGUUAUCAAAUUGAAAAAAUCAACUACAGGCCUGCAUUAGACUUCUGCCUCCCAGAGAAUGUCCACUUUGUAGUGGCAGUAAAACUAGCAAGCUAACCACCUAAAAAGCAUUCAGAAACCUUGCAAACAACAACUCAGUUGAUACUGAUAAAAGCUUGCUAGCAUGCUAACUGGUUUAUUUGGGUUAUAUUGUUGACAAUGUCAUACUGGGAAAGCUUUUCUUACAUUUUCACAGGGAGUUUUGACCCUGACCACAGAACUACAUAGUGCAUAGUCUGGGUGGCCAGUGAGAAGGACAGGUGAUCUUAUCUGUCCUCCACAUGGCUAUGUACCAUGAAAACUGGUUGUCUAUAAAAACAUACAUUAAAAAGUUGCAAAUGUCUGCAUACUGUUCCUUCAAACAAUGUCGCAGAUUAACCCCUUGACUGUGUCCUUCAAUAGGAAAUAUCUUUUACAGCAUAAACCUUUCAUU